AUGACGCCGUCCGACGCAGUCGACGCCAAGUACACACUCGGGAUCUGCGUCAUGGAGCGCAAGGCGCGCUCCGAUCCGAUGCUCGAGAUCCUCAGCCGCCUGCCGCCCGCGCUCUUUCGCGUCGACUUCUUUGGCGACGACACCAUUUUGAACCAACCGGUGGCCGCGUGGCCGCGUUGCGACGCGCUCAUUGCGUUCUUCUCCAAAGGAUUUCCCCUCGAGAAGGCUCAGGCGUACGUGGCCCUCCGUCGCCCGGUCGUCGUGAACGACUUGAACCCGCAGUACCUCUUGAGGGACCGGCGGGAGGUCUACCGCGUGCUCUUGGAGCACGACGUACCCACUCCGCGUCACGUGUUCUUGAACCGAGAUGGGUAUGGAGGGCAGAGUGAGCCCCCAGAGGUCGUCGAAGGAGACGACUUUAUCGAAGUGAACGGUGUCCGAAUCAACAAACCGUUUGUAGAGAAGCCCGUGGACGGCGAAGACCACCACAUUCACAUCUAUUACCCCAUGAGUGCCGGCGGGGGCUGUAAGCGGCUGUUUCGGAAAAUCGGGAACCGAUCGAGCGAGUACGAUCCACAUGUCAAUACCGUGCGAGCAGGUGGAGGGUCGUACAUCUACGAGGAAUUCCUCUCCACUCAAGGAACGGACGUCAAAGUCUAUACCGUCGGACCUCAUUAUGCUCAUGCAGAAGCUCGGAAAUCGCCUGUACUGGAUGGACGAGUCGUGAGGGACGUGGACGGGAAAGAAGUGAGGUAUCCAGUCAUGCUGUCUACGGAGGAGAAGCAGAUUGCCUAUCGAGUGUGCCGAGCUUUCAGACAGACGAUCUGUGGCUUUGAUAUCCUGCGCGUGCGUGACGCGUCGUACGUCUGCGACGUGAACGGCUGGAGCUUUGUCAAGAACUCGGAAAAGUACUAUGACGAUUGCGGGAUCUUGUUGACGCAGUACCUUGCCCAGGCGCUAGCUGGUGCAACGGCUGGCGAGGAUUUCGGCACGGACAGUUCUGCGUUUGGUUCCGUCACUUUUCGCUUUGCCCCCAAUGCUCCUCCGCCGAGUGCAGAGCUGUCGGAGCCACCAACGGCACAUAGACAUGCAAUGCUUCGUGGACCAUCGACUUCUAUUGCUGAUUCAGAGCUGUCGGAAGCUGAUAGCAUCACGGAUGGAGACGAAGAUACAUUGUACCAAGAGGAAGAGUUGCGCUGUGUGCUGGCUGUCAUUCGUCACGGCGAUCGUACGCCGAAGCAGAAAAUGAAAAUGAACGUCUGCCAUCCAGCCUUCCUCCAGUUUUACGAGGACUGUCUGCGUGGAUCUCAGCAGGAAAACAACGAUGAAAGCGAUACGAAGAAGAAAAAGAAGAUGGAUCUCAAGAUCAAAGCCGUGGCGAAUCUCGAGCGUCUACUUCAGGUGAGCAAAGAUCUGCUGCACAAGUACGAAACGCACGAUCCGGCAUUCAUGGAUUUCUUAGAGCAACGCGAGGUCACAUUUGGCGAAGACGCCACGGACCGUGUCAAGGGGUAUCGAACGCUGCGAGACGUGCUGCAGCGCUGGCAACUUGUCGGUAUCAAUCGCAAGGUGCAGCUGAAACCAAAAAGUUUUGUCGACGUGCCUGUCGAAAGUAUAGCCGAAAACGGAGAACAGCAAACGAUACACCGUGUUAGCAAAUUGCUGCUGAUUAUCAAGUGGGGAGGAGAUCUGACUCACACUGGUGAAGAACAGGCAGAACAUCUUGGUCAGAAGUUUCGGCGGAUGAUGUACCCGGGCGGUGCUGGGGGCCUGAACCGUCUGCAUUCCACUUACCGGCAUGACCUCAAGAUUUACACGAGCGAUGAAGGGCGUGUGCAGAAGACCGCAGCUUCGUUUGCAAAGGGACUGCUGGAGCUUGAGGGAGACAUUAUUCCGAUCUUGGUCGGACUUGUGUUGAAGUCCAAGGAUGCAGACUCGAUGCUGGACCAGUCGGGAUCUUCCGCACAAGAGAUCAUCAUGCGAGUGAAGCAGCGUUUGCACAAUAUCAUUCACCGCGAAGACCAUUGCAGCCAGCUGAUCGACUCGAACUCGCGCCUCAUUCGCUCUGUGGCGCUAGCACUUGCGAAAGUCGAUCAGCCUAUAAAAAAGAUGGGCAUCAUGCACAAAUUGCUGCACUUGCUGAAGGAGCAACUCACGCGCAUGAUUCAAGAGAAGGCGCAGUAUCGCACAGAGAUACAUCUGGAUCAGACGACGAGAUCUACUGCUGGCCGACUGCCUACUCCUAUGAUCGGUCGAUCUGCCAGCGUCAAUGAGUUGAGCCAACCGAAGUGCCACCAUGUGCACUCGUACGCCCCUCAGAAGAAACACAGUGAAGGCAGGAACAUCACAAGUGAUGCUGCGAACAGCAGUGUCGGGUUGCGCAGAAUGCGGCCACCGCAAGAGUCGUUGCCACUAGAGGAUAUCAAGUACCCUGAGCCUUGCGGACGCGAAACUCUGGAGGUGAUGCGCGAGCGAUGGGCAAAGCUGUACCGCGAUUUCUACGUGAAAAAGCGCGAUACGUACGACCUGUCCAAGAUACCGGACAUCCAUGAUUGCAUCCGGUAUGACGCAGUUCAUAACGCACACCUCAACUUGACGGACGUACGGGAGCUUUUGGAGAUCUCAAGCGCGUUGUCGCACGCUCUCGUGCCGCAAGAGUACGGAAUCAACGUGGAGGAGAAGAUCUUCAUCGGGUCAGCGAUGUGCCGAACUUUGCUGUCGAAGAUCAACACCGACUUGGACUUGGCCCGUGGCUUGCAACCCGAUUUACUGAAGGACCACAACACUCACCGUCUGAACCCGUCGUACGCGAAGAAAGUCAAGUCGGCACACCGUUCCGUGCGCACGCGUUUGUACUUCACAAGUGAAUCGCACCUGCACUCGCUAUUGAACGUUCUGCGAUUUGGUCGGGACGAAUGUGAGAUCAAGAGCCCGAUCGGUGAAGAAUCGCGGAAGUGGAUCGAAGACAUUCCUGAGCUCUGCUACAUGACCCAUUUCGUCGUGCGGGUCUUCGAGCGCAUUCAGUACUCGCUAGAAGAGCCUCAGCGCUUCCGCGUCGAGAUUUCCGUGUCUCCUGGUGCCGAUCAAGACCCGCUUGUUUCUGAUCCGGAUAAGCAGGUCAUGGUUGCGCCACUGAAGAUCAUCUCGCGCGAAGGCCUGACUUGCCAAGAGCUGGUCGACUAUAUCACCGACUGUAUCGGCUACGCCGAAGAAAACGAAGUCAAGGAGAUGAUCAGUCAAACUGUGGCGAGCAAGUGCCAUGGCAGCUCCGACCACACGGCGGGGGAUAGCAGCAGUGGGGAUGUUACACCGGUGAAGCGUUCGGUCUACUCGCUUAGCAACGACAGCAGUGACAGCAAUGAUAAUUGA
Molecule: messenger RNA, 3369 nt
Organism: Hyaloperonospora brassicae
Lineage: Eukaryota; Oomycota; Peronosporomycetes; Peronosporales; Peronosporaceae
Source: the annotation of a GenBank genome assembly